Molecule: messenger RNA, 518 nt
Organism: Indicator indicator
Lineage: Eukaryota; Metazoa; Chordata; Aves; Piciformes; Indicatoridae
Gene: MID1IP1
Product: MID1 interacting protein 1
Exons: 1
Coding region: 24-518 (164 amino acids)
Biological process (GO): regulation of lipid biosynthetic process
Cellular component (GO): cytosol
Source: RefSeq, a predicted model, not a curated record
UUGAGCUCGCCCGCCCUCCCGGCAUGAUGCAGAUCUGCGAUUCGUACAGCCAGAAGUACUCCCUCUUCAACGCCAUGAACCGCUUCAUCGGCGCUGUGAACAACAUGGACCAGACGGUGAUGGUGCCCAGCCUGCUGCGGGACGUGCCGCUGCUGCUGGAGGAGCUGGACGCGGCGGGCGCCGUCUGCCAGCAGCGAGAAGCCGCCCUGCCGCCCGACGACCCCGGCGCCUACUUUUCCCGCAGGGACAUGUACAGCCACUACAUGCUGCUCAAGUCCAUCCGCAACGACAUCGAGUGGGGCGUGGUGCAGCCGCCGGCGGGCGAGGAGGCGGCCCGCAAGAAGGACAAGCUGGGCGGCGGGCCCGCCGAGGAGGACGAGGGGGAGGAGGACCUGGAGAAGCAGUUCCAUUAUCACCUCAGCGGACUCCACUCUGUUCUCUCUAAGCUGACCCGCAAGGCUAACGUUCUCACCAACAGAUACAAGCAGGAGAUCGGCUUCAGCAGCUGGGGGCAGUGA